Molecule: messenger RNA, 1543 nt
Organism: Aspergillus pseudonomiae
Lineage: Eukaryota; Fungi; Ascomycota; Eurotiomycetes; Eurotiales; Aspergillaceae
Product: serine palmitoyltransferase small subunit family protein
Exons: 2
Coding region: 428-898 (156 amino acids)
Source: RefSeq, a predicted model, not a curated record
ACCUUCAAUUCCCUCUCUUCGGCUGCUCCGGCGAAGCUCUCUCCUCUUAUCCUCUCUCCUCUGUAUAAUACGUUCCGGUAAAUUUCUUGGUCCAACUGCGUGGUUCGCUUUCCCUCUUUGGGACUGAAUUGAAUCCGCCGUGUACUUUGCGCGUCUAUUCUUCGAUUUCCUGGUCCCUCCUUGAUUGAAGCUCCACGUCGAGCCAGAACCUCGCGCGCUGUUCUGUCUCAAGUCUGGACGCCUACGGUGCCUGCCCUUGAAUAAUCAUAAUACUCGUAUAAGUGGAGCAGUCUCGGGGAACCACGCGACUGCUCUCCACCCUACGUCCGAGGAGUCAGAAGCCAGAAGCAUUACAACGACUCUCAAGAAACAUUGAGAAUACCUGUUUCUCAGACGCGUCGAUUCUGCUUCAGAAAUAUACAACGCAAUGGCAACCGAAAUGCAGUCCUUUUAUACGCCCUCGACCUCGACGCACAUCUCCUCUCACGCUCCAGCCGCGGUCGACGAGCUGAUUAAUAAAUACUCUUCCACCAUGUCGGGCUCUACGAACCCAAACUCCUCUAGCAUCAGCCAUAUGAUGAAGAGCCCUCGCCGGAAUGUCAUACAGCGGUUUGCUGAUCGUAUUCGCCUCGAAUACUACCGGUACGAAGUCACAUUCGGACUCUACGUCAUGACCCCGGGCGAGAAACUCGUGGCCAACUCCUUCGUGAUGGUGGUGCUAUCACUGCUUUUCUGGGCCCUACUGCUGUAUUUCCCAACACUGCUCUACCAGAAGCUGACCCGCCUCGUAUGGUUGUUGACCGGCCAUAGCAGCGAGGAGAUGGGAGCCGCUCUGGGCAUCUUGGAGACUCAUGUUGGCUCUCUAUCUUCGUCGUUUUCUGGGGAUAGUGCGUUAUAAGAGAGACUGAAUCAACGCGCAUGGUAUAAAUAUAUAUCUCAAAAACUAUAUGUUCUUUGAUAUUCCUUCUGCAUCGGUGCUUUCGUAUCGAUGACAUGAGACGUUGGAAAUCGUUCUUGGUGAUCAUUACAUAUACUUUGUUCUUUAUUGUGGAGUUAGCACCGGGCGUUUUGGUCUUCGCCUAUGUUGGAAAGCGGCUCGCCGCAAAGAUUUAAUGAAUUGAAUGGUAAGGACUGACUUAUAAUGUGAGCACGAGUACUUCCGAGCUUGACAAGAGAUAAUGUGUACUCGAAGCUUGAGUGUCCAGCGGGAUCUAAUGCUAGUUCGCUUGGCCGGAGAUCCGCCUUUUUUUGUUUCCUUACAUAUACCUUGUGACUUCUUGACUGCCGGAGCAACUGUGGAUAAGUCAAACACUGUUGACUACCACAUGGUCAUUGGUACACGCUUAGUAAUGCUUAAUGUCAAAAUACGAGCCUGUGUACAAUUAACCAUAUUGGAUGUUAACGUACAUGGGUGUUAAUUUACAUGAAUAAUGCACUGAAUUAGGGGAGCUAGGGAGGACGAGUUAUAUAGAAAAUGCAAUCAAUUAUCGCAUCGCAAAAAGUUGCAGUUGGUUAACGAAUUACGUCUGGCGGCAGGGCGAAA